AUGACCGCCAGACCCCAGUCCUACGACUUUCGCGCGUCCUGGAAGCCGACGUCCAAGUUCCGCGAACACCUGUCUGUCGAAAUCCCGCUUGACAACGUCCCCGUCGAGAAAUCGCGUUUCUCGCCCGAGUCCCCGCCACCAAGCUUUCGGACCGCGUCCGCGAGCACCGUGACCAUGAAUAACUCUUCGCGCAGGGCCGCAGACGUCGAAGCCGGUCAGACACAGACACCCACGUCCGCGCGCUUCCGCGAGCGCAUGACGAACCGGUUCACCAACCUCUUCUUCGACCUGCGCAUGCUGGGCAGGGAGCCCGAAAUGGUGCCCAUAGAACCGCCCCACCUCCGCGAAUGGCCCCCGCUCAAGGUCGAGGACAAGCAGCCGCCGCGGUGCCCCUGCCACGAGCGGCACGCGCGGGCCAAGAAGCGCAGACAGAUCUGGCUGGUCGCGCUGAUCGCCCUCCUCCUGUUCCUCUUCUCCGACGUCCUGUUCCUCAACGUCCGCGUAGUCAGGCUGUCGGCCGCAUCAAGCGGGCCCGUAUCGUCACCCGUUGCAUCAGCGACUUCCCCGUCUGCCACCGGCCUCUCCGUGGACGCACAGCAGUGCCUCUCGCAGUACACGCUCAACGCGCCUGCCAAUCCAUCGGCGUACCCGUGUUCCUCCUGCUUGCCGAUCCUCCAGGCCGUGCCCGCGAAUGUCUCGAGCACAGACCCCGGCGACGCGCAGCAGAUCCUCAACGCGGUCCAGUUCUGCGGGCUCAAGGGCAUCUUUGACUCUUCGGGUGCUACCGCGCAGACCGGUCUGCACAAUCAAGGGUGGCUGAACGACACCCGUUUCUGCGCGUGGAACGGGGUGACGUGCGACGGCACGGGGAGGGUGUCCUCCUUACAGCUGACGUUCCCCGCCGUCCCGACACUCCUGCCCGAGGAGCUGGGUAGCCUUACCGGGCUGCAAAGUCUCUCGGUCAUUGGCAAUAGCGCCGUGCCGUCUGGGUCUCUUCCAAACUCGUUCACCAACCUCACUUCUCUCACCACACUGCAUCUGGAGAGCACGGCCCUCGCGGCUCUCCCCGACAGCCUUUUCUCGACGCUGAAGAAGGUGACGGCGCUCACCCUGAUCAAGAACGCCCAGAUGGGCAGCAACCUGCCGUCGUCCCUGGCGCAGCUAUCUCUCCAGAGCCUCGUCGUGAACACCCAACCACUCGCCGACCCACUAUCGGCGAUCACCGGGAGCAAGUCCCUCCAAGCGUCCCUGCAGCUCCUCGACCUGUCCUCGACGAACCUGACAGCAUCCGUCCCGCCCGCCAUAUCCUCCCUCCAGGCGCUGACCGAGCUGCAUUUGGACUCGAACAACGUGCAGCCGCCGCUCCCGCCUGCGUUCCCGUCCUCGCUGCAGGUCCUGAGUCUCCAGAACAACUCGGGGCUGAGCGGGACGCUGAGCGGGUGCGCGACCGCGCUGAAGAGCUGCGAUGUCGCGAGCACCGCGGUACAGAUCGGCACGGGGUGCUCGGUCUGCUCUGGCAGCAGCUGAGCGCGCCUCGUGGGCGUCUUUCUGGUGUUCUCCAUCAUGACUUAACGCUUUCGGUCGUUCGUUCGCCUUCGCGCUGAUGAUAUGUAUUGCUCGAAUUCUCUUUCCCUUGCUUUGCCUGGGACGUCGUCGUUCAUUCUCUCGUAUGGACAUCUCCUGGAUCUUGAUGUAGCCAUAGUGUCUCUGGAUUCUAGAUACCUCUCGUUGUAUGUCUAUCUGCACUGCUGUUUGUAUUACCCGUUCCAACCUCUUGUAUCGUACCACAUCUAACGACCACCGGGAUAUUGUAUGAUGAUGUCAAUAGG
Molecule: messenger RNA, 1829 nt
Organism: Gloeophyllum trabeum ATCC 11539
Lineage: Eukaryota; Fungi; Basidiomycota; Agaricomycetes; Gloeophyllales; Gloeophyllaceae
Product: L domain-like protein
Exons: 5
Coding region: 1-1527 (508 amino acids)
Molecular function (GO): protein binding
Source: RefSeq, a predicted model, not a curated record